CUUUGAAACCUUUAAAGUUGAUCAACUAGUGGAAAUAUUUGUCCUAUUUUUAUCCCAAAUUUAGUAAAAUAAUGCAAAAUGCGUGUAUAAUAUAAUACGAACAACGGUCAGUCAAACCUUCUUCAUUCGGUUCGGUAUAGAUGGAUUUGACAUUAACACGCUUACCUUACAGAAAGUGAGUGUUUGAGGACCCCAUUGUGCAUAAGUGACUCCUUGUUAGUGUCAACCCACUCAAGAAUAGGUGAGAAUAAUGUGAAAACACGAAAGGUGGAUCGCUUGGGUUGGGAAAGUGUCAAAUUUUGUGGAAACGGGAAUUUGGACAGACUCAUUAAUCCGCAGAGUUAACUUUUGUCAGUUAAUAAUCGUUUCCCUUUCAAAGAAGAAAGAAGGAUGGAUGGGUGACUUGUAACAUGACGUUUGACUAGAAAAAUGUGUAGGUGACUCAAAUGCGAUGAUGGGUGAUUCCUGACGAGUGGAAAAUAUUCCGGCGAAAUCGAACAGAAAAUAUUUAAGGCGACGCCUGGAUUAUGGGGAACACGGUGGCUGUUAGUGUGCGCGUGGGGGGAGGAGACAAAACGACGACGGACGACUCAUGCGAGUCCGACUGGGAGGAUGGAGAGUAUUAUUUCUUGGAUGAUUAUGGAAACUAUGUCCAUCAAGAUGAUUUUCUACAUUAUUACGCAACUAUUUCGGAAGGGCGCUUCGGUAAAAAUGGAACGAAUGCCAGAGUGCUGUUCAAGAUGGACCCAAGGCGGGACCGUCUUGGUCAGCGACCGCUUCACCACGACGCGGGGGAUAACGUGUGCCCUAACAUGGUUCGAGGAAUCGAUUACCUCAGAGAUCCCAGGUUGAACAAGGGGAUGGCGUUUACGCUAGAAGAACGACAAAGAUUAGGCAUUCAUGGGCUUUUACCUCCCAGAUUCAAGUCGCAAGAAGAACAAGUUCGUCUAUGCAAGGAAAAUGUGGCAAGAUACAGUGAAGAUCUUAAUAAGCACAUUUAUCUCGUGGGUCUGCAGGAUCGAAAUGAACGCUUAUUUUAUAGACUAAUUUCUGAAAAUGUACAAGAAAUGUUGCCCUUAGUUUACACACCAACUGUCGGCUUAGCUUGUCAAAAAUUUGGUCUAAUCUUCCGUCGACCAAGAGGACUUUUUAUUUCUAUUCAUGACAAGGGACACGUUUACGAAGUUUUAAAGAAUUGGCCGGAAAAUGAUGUUCGAGCUGUCGUAGUCACUGAUGGUGAACGAAUCUUGGGGCUUGGCGAUCUGGGCGCGUACGGGAUGGGGAUUCCGGUGGGAAAAUUGUCAUUGUACACUGCAUUGGCUGGAAUUCCACCAAAUUACUGCCUCCCGAUUCUCCUCGAUGUGGGGACGAAUACCCAAUCUCUCCUCGACGAUCCGUACUACAUUGGGUUAAACCACAAACGUAUAACGGGGCCGGAAUAUGACGAAUUUAUAGAUGAAUUUAUGCAAGCCGUUGUUCGAAAGUAUGGUCAAAAUACCCUGAUUCAGUUUGAAGAUUUCGCAAAUCAGAAUGCUCACAGGCUUCUCGACAAGUACCGAAACAAAUACUGCACAUUCAACGAUGAUAUUCAAGGAACUGCCUCCGUCGUGCUAGCCGGAGUCUUGGCCUCUCUUAAAAUAUCCAAAAUGAAGUUGAUUGAACAUAAGUUCCUCUUUCUCGGGGCUGGCGAAGCUGCCUGCGGAAUAGCAGAUUUAAUUUAUCAGCAAAUGUUGAAAGAAGGUGCCACUUCGGAACAAGCAGCAUCGAGGAUUUUCUUAUGUAACAAGAAUGGACUCCUGUCGAAAAACAACCCAACCGAGACUUACACCGAAGAGAAAAUUUUAUUUCUUAAAGACAUGCCACAUAUGACUAAUUUUGCUGAAAUGGUCGAAGCCAUCAAACCCACUGCCAUUUUUGGUGCUGCUGCUGCAAAGAAUGCUUUCACACCCGCAAUUUUGAAUCGAAUGGCUGAAUUGAAUGAGCGACCAAUUAUUUUUGCUUUGAGUAAUCCAACAUCGAAGGCUGAAUGUACGGCGGAAGAAGCGUAUGAUCAUACCGACGGACGUGCUAUCUUUGCUAGCGGUUCACCAUUCCCAAUUUAUGACAAGAACGGACGACAUUUUGAACCUGGUCAAGGAAAUAAUGCGUACGUGUUCCCUGGAAUUGCUUUGGCCACCAUCACUGCCGGAAUUCAUCAUAUUAGUGAUAAUAUUUUCUUGUUAGCGGCUGAGGAACUGGCCAACCUUGUGUCGGAAAGUGAUCUGAAAGUUGGCAGAUUGUAUCCACCUCUUGACGAUAUUAAAGCCGUGUCAAUGAAAAUAGCGACUAAAAUUGUUGAAGAUGCCUAUAAAAAUGGGUACGCAUCAACCUAUCCAGAACCAGAAGAUAAAUUACAAUUCAUGCUUCGAGGACUUUACGAUUAUCAAAACAGACAGUCGAUUCCCUCCGUUUGGGAGUGGAGCAAGGAAGUCGUCGCCAGUCGGACGAAAUAAUUUACAUGAAACCACCGAAGAUGACAGUGAAACUAGUUAUAAGAUGGAUUUUUAUUUUACAUGAAAAAGACCAUAUUAUCAUCAGCAUUCGACGAUAAAGUUAUUACUACUAGUGCUAUUUCAUCGUCCACGUGAAGUGUAGCAAUAUUUGGUAGUGAUUUCCUCGCUCUUAAUUAGACUAUUAAAUAAUGUGAUAACUUAUACAACAGUGAAGACAAGAAAAAUCGAAGGAAAUUUAACACUAAAGAGAUGAGAAGGGGAGUGACUUAGCGAUAAUAAUGGUAACAAUCAGUAAAUAAUAUGUAUGUAAUGUGUAGAAUCCUUUGAUAACUAGUAUCAAUUUAUGCAAAGCCGUAAAAAUAGUCAGGUUCUUCUUCGUAUUAAGCUGUGUAGUAAAAUCUUUUAGCUCGUUAUCUUUACAAAUAGUUCAAUAGACGCAGAUAAUAUGACUCUGUAAAUAAUUAUUCCCAAAAAAGAAACCCAACGCAAAAUCUGUUGAACAGAAAAUUUCAAUUUUUGACAAAUGCAAAUGUGGUAAAUGCAAUUAAGACUCAUUCCUCCCCGUAAUUGAAUUGACGUCUUAACAAACAGUGAAAUUGAAAUGUGUGGGUGCUUUUGCAUACAAAUGUGUAAUUCGUUUCUUUCUACCUCAAUUUACGUGUGUACAUAUAAUAUAUUUAUUCGUGUUUCCUCCGGGAUCGGGUUUUAAUUAUUUUAUAAGUAAAAACAACAAAUGUCAAGAAGAAAGAAACCGGCGGUGUGUAUUUCUCCUCCGCUUGGGAAAUGUUUGUACUCUUGUCUGUUGUAAUAAAUCCCCAUGACCUGGAUAUGUAGUUACGGAGUACCCGCGGUGGUUGACGUAAAUCUCGGAAGAAUGAAUGUAUAUCAAUUUCACAUCCCAGUCUGUUUGCUAAAUAAAUUGCACUGUAACCCAAA
Folsomia candida is the source of this 3428-nucleotide messenger RNA. RefSeq names its product NADP-dependent malic enzyme. Gene Ontology annotation, cellular component: mitochondrion. Gene Ontology annotation, molecular function: malate dehydrogenase (decarboxylating) (NADP+) activity; NAD binding; malate dehydrogenase (decarboxylating) (NAD+) activity. The transcript is spliced from 14 exons. NCBI's taxonomy places the organism in Eukaryota, Metazoa, Arthropoda, Collembola, Entomobryomorpha, Isotomidae. The record is from RefSeq and is a predicted model, not a curated record. Bases 528 to 2492 code for a protein of 654 amino acids. Gene Ontology annotation, biological process: pyruvate metabolic process; malate metabolic process.